AUGGAUCCUUCCAACGACAUUGAAUCAGACUCGGACGAGUAUGAAUAUGAGUACCAUGAAUCAGAGAAAGAGACCUUUUUCUUGAAUCUAGACCUCACAUCCAUUCACGGUCCAUUGCGCGCUCCACGGCAACGAUCAAAAUCACCACAUGAGAACUCAACACAGGAGAACCAGGAUCCAGACAAUCCAGGAAACCACAACGACCAGAAUGGAACCAACGAUGACAAUCCCGAUGAAGUUGACAAGAAUAAUGCUUAUGCCUCUAUCGAGGGGACCCCCGGUGAUCGAAUUCAAAUCUUAGGUCUUCACGAGGACAACCCUGUCGUCACCUACCAUAACCAGGUCUUUAGCUGCUCAUGGGCAGAUCAGAUUGGUACUGAAUUGAUUUUUACUACCCCUGAAACAAGCCUUGAUACAGCUGUACCCUUGCACCAGGGUCCAGGGUACCAGCUCGUCACCGCCAAUAGUGUCAAGAUCUUAGGUCGCAAAUCAAAUCUCAUGUCAAGUGCUGGAACCCUGUUUGAAUUACAAGGCGCGGGACCUUCCUUCGCAAUACCUGUAGCCGAUGAUGCAGAUUUAGCACCUCGGGCGUUUGGAACACGUCGCACAGCUCAAACUCCCCAAACCCAUUUCAUCCGGCACUUGCAGAAUAUCAAGGAUGCCAAGGGCCAAACAGAUACUGUGCGUGUUGUUAUGAAGAAGCAGAGCAACAUGGCAAUCACAGACCGGUUGAAUUCAUGGGCUCGAACAGAAGCCCAGAUGGCUCGGGUUCAAAUGUUGACCAAGAGGGCUGCGGAGGGAGAUGACGAUGCACUGGAAUCUAUUGAAGAUAUAUUGGAUGAAUUGGAUGAAUGGGACGAAUACAACGCCCAACUGUGA
This is a messenger RNA of Penicillium taxi, 879 nucleotides long. RefSeq names its product TFIIIC subunit 6 family protein. The transcript is spliced from 2 exons. The coding region runs from base 1 to 879 and encodes 292 amino acids. The record is from RefSeq and is a predicted model, not a curated record. NCBI's taxonomy places the organism in Eukaryota, Fungi, Ascomycota, Eurotiomycetes, Eurotiales, Aspergillaceae.